This is a messenger RNA of Saccostrea echinata, 741 nucleotides long. RefSeq lists its product as uncharacterized. The transcript has a single exon. The record is from RefSeq and is a predicted model, not a curated record. The coding region runs from base 1 to 741 and encodes 246 amino acids. Lineage: Eukaryota; Metazoa; Mollusca; Bivalvia; Ostreida; Ostreidae.
AUGAAGUUGAGACUUAAUCUAGGCAUACAGGAUCUAGGAUAUAGGUUUAAAGUGACUCCAAGCUGCGUCUCCAAAACAUUCUUAGAUGUUAUACAUCUCAUGUAUGUACGCCUGAAAUGUUUGAUUUUAUGGCCAGCAAGAGAAGAACUGCAGAUGUCAAUGCCAAUGGAGUUCCGAAAAUACUUCGGUGUUAAAGUAUCUAUUAUUAUUGACUGUUUCGAAAUAUUCAUUGUCAGACCAUCAAACCUUUUGGCAAGAGCUGAAACAUGGAGUAACUACAAGCAUCAUAAUACUGUGAAAUACCUCAUUGGAAUUACACCACAGGGAGCAGUGUCAUUUCUUUCAAGUGGAUAUGGUGGACGUGUACCAGACAAACACAUAACAGAGAACUGUGGGCUUUUGGCAAAACUUUUGCCAGGUGAUAUCAUUUUAGCUGAUCGUGGAUUUGACAUUUCUGAAAGUGUAGGACUUUGUUGUGCGGAAGUGAAAAUUCCUGCUUUCACAAGAGGAAAAAAGCAAUUAUCCCCCUUAGAAUUAGAGUCUACAAGAAAAAUUGCCCACACGAGAAUUCAUGUUGAGCGAGUAAUAGGACUUGUACGCAACAAGUUCUCCAUUCUGCAGGGCACUAUUCCAAUUGAUUACUUGCUUAGCCAAGAUGAAAAUAUUCCCACUAUUGACAAAAUUACCACUGUGUGUUGUGCACUGACAAAUCUUUGUGAUUCUGUUGUACCAUUUGGCUGA